Messenger RNA from Funneliformis caledonium, 201 nucleotides. The record is from the annotation of a GenBank genome assembly. Lineage: Eukaryota; Fungi; Glomeromycota; Glomeromycetes; Glomerales; Glomeraceae.
AUGAAUAUUCAAAGAGAAGACACGUUUUACUUUGGUGAAGCCGAAGAAUUUGAAAGGGUAACUAAAGCAAUAUAUGAUCAUGUGAUUAUUCAAUUGGCAGAGCACAUCAGAGAAUUAGCAGUAGUUAUAGAUCAUCUAAAUCAGUUUAAGUCAUAUAUUUAUGCAAAUAAAUUUUCAAUAAUAAUAAAAGAUAAAAGUUAA